Messenger RNA from Oppiella nova, 302 nucleotides. Lineage: Eukaryota; Metazoa; Arthropoda; Arachnida; Sarcoptiformes; Oppiidae. The record is from the annotation of a GenBank genome assembly.
UUACCAUAGCCUCUCGGGAGACGGCAUUCAUGCACAGCAUAACGGCUGCAGGUGUUGUCCACGCCAUCGCCCGGGCCUGUAGGGACGGACAGCUCUCACACUGUGGAUGUAGUCGUGCGGCGAGGCCUAAAAAUUUACACCGGGAGUGGAUAUGGGGCGGAUGUGGUGACAACAUUGACUACGGAUACAAAUUUGCCAAAAGCUUUGUGGACGUGAAGGAAAGGGAGACCAACUAUGCGAAGGCGUCCCGAGACCAGGGAAGGAAACUCAUGAAUUUGCACAACAAUGAGGCGGGUCGUCGA